CUGCGAGCCGGUGGUCAAACUCUAUCAAAUCAAGCCCCAAACUUUGGCAAAUUUGAUCGCAUUUCUUCCAGUGUACCGUGUACGAGACGAACGACCCUCGUAGUGGAUGACCCCCCUGAGGCACAAGCGAACGUACAGACUACCUACUACUACUGUACCACUACUACCGAUUGUGCAGUAAGCCAGUGUCGAAAUCAUGUCGGAUCUAGGCGACUUUGGCCUCUCCGAAGACCUGGUCACUUCGCCCACUCACAAACCAAAAGCCACCAAGUCUGUGGAUUUCGAUGGCCUCCUCACGCCUCCCCUGCUCCUCCACGAGGACCUGGCCAAAGGCAAUGGUGGUCAAGCGUGGCCUGCGGGUAUGAUACUGGCCAAAUAUGUCCUGCGAAAGAAGCAAGACGAGCUGCAAAAGGCCUCUUCAAUUGUGGAAUUGGGAGCUGGAGGCGGACUGGUUGGGUUGGCCGUGGCCGUGGGAUGUCAACCGAGUGCUGCUGUUCACAUCACCGAUAUGGACACGAUGCUCGCUCUGAUGGAACAGAAUAUCGCGCUGAAUGACCUCGGCGACAGAGUGAAAGCCACCGUCUACGAGUGGGGCACUGCGGCGCCAGAUGCCAUCCCACAGCACCCCGACAUUGUGCUGGCUGCAGACUGCGUAUAUUUCGAGCCCGCCUUUGAAUUGCUCCAACAGACGCUCCAGGAUCUCAUUGGUCCGAAUACGGUGUGCUACUUCUGCUUCAAGCGGAGACGACGCGCCGACAUGCACUUUCUGAAAACGGUGAAGAAGCGCUUCCUGGUUGAGAACGUUUCUGACGAUCCGGAUCAACCGCAGUACACGCGGGAGAACAUCUUCCUGUGUACGAUUCGCAGAAAGAGAGCCCCGUGAAGAAGACGACCAACAACAUUCACGUGGAUGCCCCCGAACACAAACCCUAGCGGCUGACAGGACAUGGUGAUUGAUGUCGAACGCAAAGGGUUGUUGUGGUUAUAUCUAUUGACUACUGUGGACCGCUCACUUCUCGUGACGUGCAUGAACUGCCGCCAUCUCACAACAGAUGAUUAUUGCUCGUGACGUUGCAAGCUUGCAGCAAUGAGUGCAAGGGCCAGCUGCACUCUCAAUACUCUCCGCCCCUAAAAGUUGAUCCGCAUGUGUUGGCGAACGGCGAUCCUGAUUGAUUUGAUUGAUGAUCGGUGCUCUGCACGUCAUGCCACGAGAUGUCUUGUUCACACGCAACGCGCGUUGCUAGACUAGAGGCGUGCCGUGUGUUGCGGAAAUCGGGGCGGAUAAAGGCGAUAAAAAAGAAAAGACUUCAAGAGCUGCUGCUUAUGAAUCGUCCGUACGGUAACUUACCUCCUAGUCGAAACGUUAGAACGAUUGAUUGCGUGCGUGGGUGAAGAUCGAGAGAACGUGCGAACUGAUUUGAUGCUGCUGUUCUCACAGAUUGCGCCGCCGCUGGUGCCAACCCACCAACCCACCACCAAUGCAGUAGCCACUAGCCAGUACAUAGUAUACGUGUAGAUACCUACCUGACCUCCU
Sphaerulina musiva SO2202 is the source of this 1534-nucleotide messenger RNA. RefSeq lists its product as uncharacterized. The record is from RefSeq and is a predicted model, not a curated record. Bases 197 to 883 code for a protein of 228 amino acids. NCBI's taxonomy places the organism in Eukaryota, Fungi, Ascomycota, Dothideomycetes, Mycosphaerellales, Mycosphaerellaceae. The transcript is spliced from 4 exons.